AUCGAGCAAACGGUUUGCGCGACCGAAACGAACCGAGAGCUUUCGUCGCCGCGCCACAUCGCGCAUCGAGGAUGACUCACCCUUUUCCCGCUCGCGAGCGAACAAGAGAGCCUUUGCGAGAGAUUAUUACCGCGCGAGGUUAAAACUUAAAUCGUACGCGCUACGUUAUUUAUCUCGCUCGCAUUGUCUUAAUUAUUAUCAUCGUCAUCGUCGUCAUCAUUAUGAGCAGCGCUUUCCUUGUGUUCUCAGAGCGCCUGCUCGCCUGUUGUUUACGCGCACUCGGGCGCGAUUACGCACGAGUCAUUUUGUCGCAUUCGUGGCACGGCUGAUUUUUCGAGGUUAAACGAGGACGAUGGUGCGUUUCGCCAAUCAGACGGCCCUCAAUGGCGCAACAAUCGUCGCAUAUUGUUGGUCGCGCGGUUCUACGGAAGACAAAGUCGCGAGUCGCGACAUCCCAUUCUCUCGCGUAUGUUUGCGAUUACGCGCGAACACAUCGACAGUCGCGUUUUAAAUAUCUUAUUCGAUAAUAUGUGUGUGUGCGUACUCGCGAUGUGAUACGCGCAGUCGGGGAUAUUUUGCAAAUCGAUAUUACACAACAACAAAAAAAAAAAAAAACUUUGCAAACUUGUUACAAAUUUUAUUGUAAUUGUCACACAAUCUGUGAGUAAAAGAUGAGAAAUGAAGUGUCAGACACAAUUAACUGAUAUCCUUCAGUGAACGAAGAUGAAUAGUGAACAGCAUGCAUUGCCAGCGACCACGCAGGCACAACAAGAGGAUGUAAACGCGGGUCAAAGUGGUCGUCCUUCAUACCCAGGUGGUUUGGCUACUGCGACCGCGAGUCUUGGCAAUGUAGGGAGUAUUCCCCAUUCAUCCGCGGACCUGCGUGUAGGUACUGCCGUAGCGUUAGCCUCCUCGGUAGCUAAGUAUUGGGUCCUCACCAAUCUGUUUCCCGGACCGCUACCUCAGGUCUCGGUCUACCACUCCUCGCAUAGGAGUGGUGGAGGUGGGGAAGCAUCUUCCUCCAAAGAGCCAGCCUCUUCACUCAACCAGGAAAUGGCGUUGACUUCCAGCUCGCAUCAUCAGCAACAAUCAACAGCCGCGCAUCAUCAUCAUCAGCCUUCAGUUAGCAGCAGCAGCCAUCACAGUUCUCUGCAGUCAAAUCCACAGAUUCCCGUAUCUCUUCCCGGUUUGAAUUUAGACGGCGCACACAUACCGGCGAGUGUUAGUCAUCUGCAGGCUGCACAUGCACAAAUGCAACAGCAAAUGCAGGCGCAAGCACAGCAGCAGCUGCACCAGCAGCAACAACAACAACAGUCGCAGCAGCAGCAGCAACAGCAGUCUCAUCACCAGAUGCAAAAUCAUCAGAACGCUCAGAACAAUGGACCGUCCGCGCACAAUCAGACGGCACAGCGAGACGACAACAAAGUCAAGGACGAGGGCGGCAGUUGCACCACUGAGCGUUGUAGCGACAAUCAGGUUCACUGUCAAGUUCAAUGCGAUCUACAGUUACAACCGCCGCAGGAUCUUCAGCAGAGCUUGAUGCAGCAACAGCAGCAGCAACAACAGCAGCAGCAGCAACAGCAACAACAGAUCGGGGUCAACAUCAGCGGAAAUUCCACUACCGAAGGGGGAAGUCAAAACAAUUCCGAAAAACCUGAGAAAGAAAAGGAAUUGCGACAGCUGAAUAUGACCCAAUUUCAAGUUCCUGAUUUGAAACCAGGAGGACAUAUGAUGGAUGUGAGAACGGCGGACGGAUCGGUGGUGAAAAUCAGCGCGGGAAACGAGCAAGAUUUGGCGAAGACUCUUGGUGUGGAAAUGGUACAAAAUAUGUACAAGGUGAAUGUCGAGGAUAUUAAUCAACUCCUGGCGUAUCACGAGGUGUUCGGAAAGCUGCAAAGUGAAAUUGCAGCCGGUACGACUUUGGUCGGCAGCACUGUUCCUACGCAAACAGUCACCACGAUACAGAACGGCACGCCGAUCGUGCAGCAAGUUCAACUCAACAAAUUUGACAUAAAAUCGAGCGACGGGGAGGCAACGCCUGGCCCAAGCGCGUCACCGGUGUCGGUUGGUAGUCACGCUUGCGAAAUAUGUGGGAAGAUCUUCCAAUUUCGUUAUCAACUCAUUGUGCAUCGCAGAUAUCACACCGAGCGCAAACCGUUCACGUGUCAGGUGUGUGGUAAAGCGUUCUCGAAUUCGGGCGAUCUGACGCGUCACGGCAAGUGUCACCUGGGUGGAUCUAUGUUCACCUGCACAGUUUGUUUCCAUGUUUUCGCAAACGCGCCGUCACUGGAGCGUCACAUGAAGAGACACUCCACCGACAAGCCGUAUAACUGCACGGUCUGUGGCAAAAGCUUCGCGCGUAAGGAACAUUUGGAUAAUCACACGAGAUGCCACACCGGCGAGACACCGUAUAGAUGCCAAUACUGUUCCAAGACGUUUACUCGAAAAGAACACAUGGUAAAUCAUGUUCGCAAACACACUGGCGAGACUCCGCAUCGAUGUGAUAUUUGCAAGAAGAGCUUCACUCGCAAAGAACACUUUAUGAAUCACGUAAUGUGGCACACGGGAGAGACUCCGCAUCAUUGUCAAGCGUGUGGCAAAAAGUAUACUCGCAAAGAACAUCUCGCUAAUCAUAUGCGUUCGCACACGAACGACACGCCGUUCCGUUGCGAAAUAUGCGGUAAGUCAUUUACGAGGAAGGAGCACUUCACGAACCACAUAAUGUGGCACACGGGCGAGACGCCGCACCGCUGCGACUUCUGCUCGAAGACGUUCACGCGAAAGGAGCAUCUCCUGAACCACGUUCGCCAGCACACGGGUGAGUCUCCACACCGAUGCGGCUUCUGCUCCAAAUCGUUCACCAGAAAGGAACACCUUGUUAACCACAUCCGCCAACACACAGGAGAAACACCCUUCCGCUGCUCGUAUUGUCCAAAAGCAUUUACGCGGAAGGAUCACCUGGUGAACCACGUCAGGCAGCACACGGGUGAGUCACCGCACAAGUGCCAGUAUUGCACCAAAUCCUUCACGCGGAAGGAACAUUUGACCAAUCACGUGCGUCAACACACAGGCGAAUCGCCACACCGAUGUCACUUCUGCUCCAAGUCAUUUACUCGUAAGGAGCAUUUGACGAAUCAUGUGCGCAUCCACACUGGCGAAUCUCCACAUAGGUGUGAGUUUUGCCAGAGGACGUUCACUAGGAAAGAACAUCUAAAUAAUCAUCUCCGUCAACAUACCGGAGAUUCCUCGCACUGUUGCAACGUGUGCUCCAAACCGUUCACAAGGAAGGAACAUCUUGUGAAUCAUAUGCGUUGCCACACCGGUGAACGUCCAUUUGUGUGCACAGAAUGUGGAAAGAGUUUCCCAUUAAAGGGCAAUCUGCUCUUCCAUAUGCGCUCACACAAUAAGGGCAGUAACGCUGAAAGGCCGUUCCGCUGUGACCUGUGCCCCAAAGAUUUCAUGUGCAAAGGACACUUAGUCUCGCAUCGGCGUUCGCACUCGGACGAGCGGCCGCAUAGUUGCCCGGAUUGCGGCAAGACCUUCGUCGAGAAAGGCAACAUGCUGCGGCACUUGCGCAAGCAUGCGACCGAAGGACCGCCGACGCAAGUUAGUACACCGUCGGCCAUACCGCAAUCGAGUGUUCUACCGAUACCGGCGGCGGCGGCAGUCCUGGUCGGACAUCCAUUAGCGCCUCCAGCACCUACCGUCGUGCCGCAACACACAGUGGUCGUGCCGACACCGCCCGGUGUACUGGCGUCGUAUUAAAUAAAAGAAAAAGAGAACGAGGGAAAAAAACGGGAAUACAAUUUUCAAGCUGAAAUCAAGUAAGAAAAAAAAGAAGAUGCUGUGUAUACUUAAUGAUUGUGCCGAACAAGUGUGAAGAGAUUGUGCGUCAUCUAUCGUUUUUCUUAAAAAAAAAAAAAAAA
Molecule: messenger RNA, 3926 nt
Organism: Pseudomyrmex gracilis
Lineage: Eukaryota; Metazoa; Arthropoda; Insecta; Hymenoptera; Formicidae
Product: zinc finger protein 271-like
Exons: 11
Coding region: 724-3765 (1013 amino acids)
Biological process (GO): regulation of transcription by RNA polymerase II
Cellular component (GO): nucleus
Molecular function (GO): DNA-binding transcription factor activity, RNA polymerase II-specific; RNA polymerase II cis-regulatory region sequence-specific DNA binding
Source: RefSeq, a predicted model, not a curated record